Molecule: messenger RNA, 709 nt
Organism: Hypomesus transpacificus
Lineage: Eukaryota; Metazoa; Chordata; Actinopteri; Osmeriformes; Osmeridae
Product: lipopolysaccharide-induced tumor necrosis factor-alpha factor homolog
Exons: 3
Coding region: 58-324 (88 amino acids)
Molecular function (GO): zinc ion binding
Source: RefSeq, a predicted model, not a curated record
UAUUUUCUUCCUGUCAGUUGGUCAAGACUACAGAACCCUGAAUCCACAGACUUGUUCAUGGCGAACUCCCAGAUUCCUGCAGUGCCCCUGGGCCCCCUGUCCUCCAGGCCAGUGCAGGUCACCUGCCCCUCCUGUCAGCAGGUGGUCGUCUCCCAGGUGGACUACUCGGCCGGCCUGCUUACUUACCUCUUCUGUGGAGGCCUGUUCCUCUGCGGGUUUGUGCUGGGUUGCUGUCUCAUUCCCUUCUGUGUGGACCGCCUCCGCAAUGCCCAACACUCCUGCCCCUCCUGCAAGGCUCUGCUGGGGGUCCACAAGCGCUUAUAACCUGGACAGGCAUUAUAACCUCCCUGGACAGGCAUUAUAACCUCCCUGGACAGACAUGAUAACCUCCCUGGACAGGCAUUAUAACCUCCCUGGACAGGCAUUAUAACCUCCCUGGACAGACAUGAUAACCUCCCUGGACAGGCAUUAUAACAUCCCUGGACAGGCAUUAUAACCUCCCUGGACAGGCAUUAUAACCUCCCUGGACAGGCCUUAACAUACACACAGACAUAAUGUCUCCCUCCCGCCCUCACCAAACCUUGAAUACUUGUUAAAUCUGUCUGGGUACCUGCAAAAUCUCUCUUUCAGGAGAAGAACCACAUUAACCAGCAUGCUUUGCUGAAUGCAGCAAUAUUGUGUGACGGACAAUAAAAGAGAUUGUAUGACA